Messenger RNA from Salvia hispanica, 726 nucleotides. NCBI's taxonomy places the organism in Eukaryota, Viridiplantae, Streptophyta, Magnoliopsida, Lamiales, Lamiaceae. The record is from RefSeq and is a predicted model, not a curated record.
AUGAAGAACGAUUUUAGUGGGCUCUCCAUGCCAGCAAAGGGGACGACAACUCUGGCUUUUAUGUUCAAACACGGUGUCAUGGUGGCUGCUGAUUCCCGUGCCAGCAUGGGAGGAUAUAUUUCAUCACAAUCUGUCAACAAAAUUAUAGAAAUCAAUCCAUACAUGCUCGGUACAAUGGCCGGAGGUGCUGCUGACUGCCUGCAGAACUGGCACAGAAGUCUUGGAAUGAAGUGUCGUUUACAUGAAUUGGCAAAUAGGAGACGAAUUUCCGUUGCGGGAGCUUCAAAAUUGUUGGCGCACAUCCUGUAUUCCAGUCGAGGAAAGGGUUUGUCUGUUGGAACUAUGAUAGCUGGCCAUGAUGAAAAGGGCCCUGGCCUUUACUAUGUUGACAGCGAUGGUGGUCUGCUUCAAGGCACCAGAUUCUCAUUUGGCUCGGGUUCUCCGUAUGCUUAUGGUGUUCUGGACAGUGGAUACCGCCAUGAUCUGUCUGUUGAGGAGGCUGCGGAGCUGGCUAGAAGAGCAAUCUAUCAUGCCACAUUCCGUGAUGGAGCCAGUGGUGGUGUUGCCACCGUAUACCAUGUCGGCCCAAGUGGAUGGAAGAAGCUCUCGGGUGAUGAUGUUGGAGACCUGCACUAUUCAUACUAUCCCGUUGAACCCACCACGGUGGAGCAGGAGACGGACCAAGAGAUGGACAAUAAUCUAGAUUCUAAAGUCGUUAAUACUUAG